Molecule: messenger RNA, 3415 nt
Organism: Venturia canescens
Lineage: Eukaryota; Metazoa; Arthropoda; Insecta; Hymenoptera; Ichneumonidae
Gene: Fbw5
Product: F-box and WD repeat domain containing 5
Exons: 10
Coding region: 16-2097 (693 amino acids)
Biological process (GO): protein ubiquitination
Cellular component (GO): SCF ubiquitin ligase complex; Cul4-RING E3 ubiquitin ligase complex
Molecular function (GO): protein binding
Source: RefSeq, a predicted model, not a curated record
UCGCCGUUGGCGCUGAUGCUCGUAAACAAAGAGCCGCGUUUAGAGAUGGACGUCGGUGGUGACCGUGAGUCCGCGAUCGAAAGUACGAGUAAGAAUGACGAACAAAGCGUUCCGGAUGUUGAGCCUUCUAGCUCAUCCUCCGAGAACGGGGACGAAAACGAUAAUUGGUAUUACAUGCCAGAUUCGAUUCUUCUCACGAUUUUCAAGUUUUUGACACCAAAAUCACUCCUAACAGCGGGAACUGUUUGCAAACAAUGGAACAGGGUUUCGAAAGAUGAGUUCUUAUGGAAAGAUCUGUUCUACAGGACUUACAAAAUCGAGCCAACCGUGGGAAUAAUACCAGGAAAAACAUCUUGGCUGAGCGAAUUCAAAAGAUUGACUUAUCACACUCCGCUACUAGAGACGGAAGUUCAAAAAGAGCAUUGUCAUCAAGUAUUGCACGUCAGUUUUUCCCACAAUGGAAAAAUGUUUGCCACGUGCUCAAAGGAUGGUUAUAUUUUGGUGUGGGACAGUCAAUAUCCGGUUUCGAUAAAGUAUCACCACGAUAUGAAGGCGUUCAGCUGGAAAUACACGCAGUUUUCGCAAUUUAAUUCGUCUGACACGCUGCUCCUUGUGUCUGGAGUUCAUUUUGGUGCCCCCCACAGUACGUCUGGCGAAAUAGCGGUAUUCCGAGUGGCCCCCGGUUUCGAUCUACAAUGCCGGGUUGUGAAUAAGCCGUACGACAUAUUCGGAACGUGGUACAGUGAACGUCAUCUUCUCAGCGGUGAUUUACAAUGGCUGGCACAGCUGGUAAGUGCCAGUGUCCUUUGGCUCAAUAAGGCGAAUCAAGAAUCGGAAAGCGAGCACGUACCGAUAAUGAAUCAACUUUACAGAUUUUACAAUGGAAAUGCAGCUUCGAUAAGAGCAGUCAUGGUAGCAAAUUGUCUAUCUCCGACGCCGGACGAAGCUGAAUCACCGAAACCUCAACCUUCGUGUUCAAAGAUUAAUAAAGAAGAGCGUGGAAAUCCUCCAAGUCACAGAGAUUUGUGUUCAAAUUCGUCCGAUAAAAUUCAACAACAGCCCGAGGAAGAACCCGAAAUAUUGCACUACGCCUCGUCUAGAUUACAAUACAGCACUCUCGAGGGAGGGUUUAUGAAUUGGAGAAAACUGGGCGAUGGUUUCGAAUACGCGAGUCCAAUAACGUACAAUCAGGAAUAUCGUCAAGCGGAAAUGGAAAAAGAGACUGCGGAAAGUGAUACUGAAACUGAGAACAAUCAGUGGGAAGAAGAGAGCGAAUCUUCCGAAUCGUCCGCGGCCGAGGAUUGCGAUUCCGACGAUUUAGCUGACAACCCAGAGAAACUCCUUAUUUUCACAACCGGUUCCAAAACGUACACGCCUCAUCAGGUAGGAUUCAAGAGAAUAAAAGCUGUUAAUUUCCCGAGAAGAUUGGAGCCUGGACCGUCGUUGCGUGAAAGAUUGGCACAGCGUGAAAGAGAACGAGAGCGUCAGAUCGCGGGAUCGAGAUUAGAGCCAAAUUGGUCGGACUAUGAUUCCGUAGCUGAAAAAUUCGAUAAAGUCGAUCAUUUUAUUGACCUUCAUGGGCAUAUUAUUGGAAUGGGACUUUCACCGGAUCACAGGUAUCUCUACGUGAACACGAGGCCGUGGCCUCGAGGCUACGUGAUAACGAAUCCUCUGCAGCCUCCGCCGAUAGCUCAGGAGAUUGACAUUCACGUGAUCGAUUUGUUGACUUUGAAACAAGUUGGAACGAUGCUGAGAGCACACAAAGCAUACACUCCGAACAACGAGUGUUUUUUCAUAUUUCUGGACGUUUGCGACGAAUACGUAGCGAGUGGUGCCGAAGACAAACACGGAUAUCUCUGGGACCGUCACUACGGAAUAUGCUUGACUAAAUUUCCACACUCCGACGUGGUUAAUUCGGUAGCAUUUAAUCCAAGAGAUCCGGAAAUGCUGGUUACAACGAGCGACGAUUUCACAGUUAAAGUUUGGCGUAGUCGGGCAAUGGUUAAAUCUCUUGGUCUCGACGAAGAUGACUACCGUCGUGGAAUGGAGGUGCGUAAGAGGCGCAGAUAUCAUCGAAGCAGUUGUAACGUUGACUGAUUGAAGACCAUUCAGUUUCCGAUUUAAAGAGACAUCUACGGCGUCCUGACGGAUAAACGAUUUUAAAUCAUACUUUUAAAAAGUGCCGGAAAUCCUGUUGGGCUAAAAAAAUGAUAAAUUGGGUAUAAAAUAUCGAAAAAAGCAAAAAAAAUGUCCAGGACAUUUUUUCAAAACGGGAGAAUAACAUUGUGACAUGUUUUCCGUCAGGAUUUUUGUUAAAAUGUCGUGAACAAAACGAUCUCUUUAAAAUUGGGGACUGAAUGAUGAAACCGAUGAAUCAAAGAAGAAUAAAAAUGAGAGGAAGAAUAAAAUUUCAACUUUACUCAAAUAUUCGUCAACGCAAAUAUCGCAAUUCAACAAUAAUUGCUAAUGUAAUGCAAUGAGUGUUAAUCCUUUAUAAGACAUUUUCUUAUUAAGGCUACGAUUAUAUUUUUUACAUACCAUUUUUAAUAAUUGUUCCUUUUUUUUUGAAAAUGAUAUUUUGUAAAUAUAUUAUAAUUAUGGCAACGAAUGCGAGCGAGCCGGCCACUCGCGAUCUAAAUACACACACACACACACACGAACAUACCCACACGUACUCGAGUAUUUCCACAGAAAAUUGUUUGUUGAUGUUCCUCUCAACGACUAAUAACACACGUCAAAAAUUGGAAAUAGCAUUCGUCCGAUAUCUGAGCACAUUGGAAAAUUCAAUAUGAAGGGGAAAAAAUCACUCGCGUAUGAAUGAACGCUUCUAUAACGUACUUCUAAAUUAAAAACUAUCUUUUAUGCAUAUUUACUGUGAGAUAAUUAUAAAGUAGGAAUCAUGUGAGAUUUUAUCAUUCAUUUUUUCUUCUCUCUAUCGUUUGGACGGAAAAAUGAAAGUAAGUGUAUCCUUACCAUAAAUACGAGCGAAUCUAGAUACUGUAUCUGACGGUAUUGUUACACAAUAUUUAGGUGUUUCAGCGCCCCUCCGCAUAAUCCAUAUGUGUAUAUAUUCAUACAGUAUGUUUAGGUAUAUACAUUCAUUAUAUAUGGUAAUAGUAAUGAGUUUUUGAACUUGAAAGUUUUUAAAACGUUACAAGUUAAAAUUGAAUGAACGACGAAUAAUAAUGAUCGAUCACCCUUAGGGAGAGAACUUUUGAAGACUCCCUAAAAUCUUGGGCCUUGAUGGGAUAUUUAAACUACACUCCAGUUUGUGGAUUUCUUUUUUUCUGUUCGACUCUAUUAUGAGAACAAGAGGAAGAAGAUAGUAUAUUUACAAAUAAGAUUGUACUUUGAAGACUGAGAACUUACAUAAUUAAUAAAAACCUUGGUUGCCGAGGAUUAUCUCGUGCAGGAA